AUGGGCUCAGAUGCGGACAUGGAGGAUUAUGGGUUCGAGUACUCGGACGAAGAGCCUGAGGAGCAGGACGUCGACAUCGAGAACCAGUAUUACAACUCCAAAGGUUUGGUCGAGACAGACCCGGAGGGUGCACUUGCUGGUUUUGAUCAAGUAGUCAGUAUGGAGCCUGAAAAGGCUGAAUGGGGAUUUAAAGCUCUUAAACAAACUGUCAAGCUUUACUAUAAGCUGGGGAAAUACAAAGAAAUGAUGGAUGCCUAUAGAGAGAUGUUAACAUACAUAAAAUCUGCUGUCACUCGGAACUACAGCGAGAAAUGUAUAAACAACAUAAUGGAUUUUGUUUCUGGAUCAGCUAGUCAGAACUUUUCUCUUCUGCAAGAGUUCUACCAGACAACACUGAAAGUACUUGAAGAAGCGAAAAAUGAGAGAUUAUGGUUCAAGACAAACUUGAAGCUUUGCAAAAUUUGGUUUGAUAUGGGCGAAUACGGUCGCAUGAGCAAGAUAUUGAAGGAGCUGCAUAAAUCUUGCCAAAGGGAAGAUGGUUCUGAUGAUCAAAAGAAAGGCACACAGCUUUUGGAAGUCUAUGCUAUUGAAAUCCAAAUGUACACUGAAACAAAGAAUAACAAAAAGCUUAAGGAAUUGUAUCAAAGGGCUCUUUCCAUCAAAUCAGCGAUACCUCACCCAAGAAUCAUGGGUAUAAUUCGUGAGUGUGGUGGGAAGAUGCAUAUGGCUGAGAGGCAGUGGGCUGAGGCUGCGACUGAUUUCUUUGAAGCUUUCAAGAACUACGAUGAAGCAGGCAAUCCACGGAGAAUCCAAUGCCUAAAGUAUCUUGUCCUUGCCAAUAUGUUGAUGGAAUCUGAAGUGAAUCCUUUUGAUGGACAAGAGGCCAAGCCGUACAAGAAUGAUCCUGAAAUCCUUGCAAUGACAAACCUGAUUGCAGCGUACCAGAAGAAUGACAUCAUGGAAUUUGAAAAGAUCCUGAAGAGUAAUAGAAGAACAAUAAUGGAUGAUCAUUUUAUCCGUAACUAUAUUGAGGACUUAUUGAAGAACAUCAGAACCCAAGUGCUGCUCAAGCUUAUUAAACCAUAUACUCGAAUCAGGAUACCAUUCAUUUCACAGGAACUCAAUUUCCCAGAGAAGGAUGUCGAGCAGCUGUUGGUAUCGCUCAUCCUGGACAAUCGUAUCCAAGGCCACAUAGAUCAGGUCAACAAGCUACUAGAGCGUGGAGAAAGGUCCAAGGGGAUGAGGAAGUACAAUGCCAUCGCCAAGUGGAAUACUCAGCUGAAGUCCAUUUACCAAACAUUGUCCAACAGAGUUGGAUGA
This is a messenger RNA of Miscanthus lutarioriparius, 1320 nucleotides long. NCBI's taxonomy places the organism in Eukaryota, Viridiplantae, Streptophyta, Magnoliopsida, Poales, Poaceae. The record is from the annotation of a GenBank genome assembly.